CUAAAAGCCAUCCUCCGCCGUGGACGAGUUCUAAUGGCUAAGCGUAUCUUCAAUUCCAUGAACCGCGAAGGUGUACCGCCGGCUCUCUCCACAUACAACAUUCUUAUCUGGGGCUUUUGCCUCUCGAUGAAAAUGGAGACGGCGAAGCGAUUCUUUUCUGAAAUGAAAGAGAGGGGAUUUUCGCGGGAUAUUGUCACCUACAAUACCCUUCUUAAUGGCUGGGUGCGGGCGAAGAAGAUGGACGAGGCACAGAAGGUUUUUGAUGAAAUUGUUGCUGCUGGUCUAGUUUGCAAUUCGGUUACCUACAACCUUAUGAUCAAAGGACAUGUGUCUUGUGGAAAUGUGGAUGAUGGAAUCCAGUUGUUUGAUGAAAUGAAGUCUAAGGAGCUGACAACCACUGAAAGGACAUAUGCUGCUCUGAUGCCUGGUCUCUGUGAUGAUGUGAACAGGACUGCAGCUGCCCUGAAGGUUUGCAAAGAAAUGGCUGAGAUGAGGAUUAAUCCCAGGGACAAGUCCAUAUUUUUUAGAUUGAUCACAACAAUGUGUAGGGCUGGGGACUUGGGUGGUGCAUUGGAUUUGCACCGCUUGAUGGAUCAGUUUCAGGUUCUUUUAGAUUCUAGGCAUUACAGUAUAUUGAUUGAGAGUCUCUGCAAUGAUGCCAAGUUUGACCAGGCGAUUGAAAUGCUUGACGAACUCCUUGAGAAGGGCAUCUUGUUGGGUCUUCAAAGUUUGCCUAUAGAAGCCUCUGCAUACAAUCCAAUAAUUGAUUACUUAAGCUGCCAUGGCCAUACUUUGAAGGCAGAUACAUUCUUUAGGCAGCUGAUGAAAAGAGGAGUUGAUGAUAAGAUUGCAUUUAAUCAUUUGAUUCGUGGACAUGCCAAGGAGGGGAACCCUGAGCUUGCAUUUGAAGUCCUCAAAAUCAUGAACCGUCGUGGUGUUGAAUCGGAUGCUGAUGCUUAUGAGCUUCUUAUAUAUAGUUUCUUGAAGAAGAGUGAGCCUGCUGAUGCUAAGACUGUUUUGGAUAGCAUGGUUGAAUAUGGGCAUCUACCUAGCCCGGCUUUGUUUCGAUCAGUAAUGGUUGCACUAUUUGAUGAUGGGAGAAUCCAGACAGCAAGCCGAGUGAUGAAGAUUAUGAUAGAGAAGGAAGUGAAGGAGAAUCAGGACAUUGCACAAAAGAUCAUAGAAGCUCUCCUCAUCAGAGGACACAUUGAAGAAGCUAUCGGCCGCAUCAAUUUGAUGAUUAUGAAUGGCUGCAUGCCUGAUUUGGAUAGUCUGGUAGUCUACCUGUGUGAAAAUAAACAUCCAAUUGCAGCACUCAAGCUUGUAGAAUUUGUAUUGGAGAGAGACUAUGAUAUCAGCUUCUCAAGCUAUGACCGUUUGCUUGAUGCUCUCUAUAUUGCUGAUAAGAUACUACCAGCAUACUCUAUACUUUGCAAGAUCAAAGCCAAAGGUGGGGCAGUGGAUAAAAAGGGUUCUGAGACGCUCAUUAAGACGUUGAACGCCCAGGGGCACACAAAGCAGGCGGAUAUUCUCUCAAGAAUUCUCUCAGGAAACACUGUUCUUGAGAAGAAGAGGAGAAUGCCAGCCUAGGCCUACUUAAAAUUUGAAUCCACGUUUCUUUCCUGGAACAUGAACUUGCAAUGCAACAUAAGAAUGAGUUCAUCAAACCCUCUCCAUGCCUGACGUUGAUGGGUUCCUCGUGCAUUGGUGGCCACGAGUGAGAGUAUACUGUGCUUGAGUGCCUCAAGCCUUGUGCUCUGGGCAAUUGUUUAUGCCUCUACGAAGGGGACUUGUGCUCUGGGCAAUUUUUUUUCCGGAAAAGUAAUUCCUUGACAUUUUAUUGUUUUUUUAUCUUUGCUUCCACAUGCUGUUUAGACUGUAUUAAAUUGUUUUAGAAAUUAUGAUGUCACUCCAUUUUUCUCAAUUGCCUUUUAUUUUUUUAAAUUUUAAUUUAAUUGUCUUAGGGUCUG
Messenger RNA from Phalaenopsis equestris, 1970 nucleotides. Its product is annotated as pentatricopeptide repeat-containing protein At2g37230. NCBI's taxonomy places the organism in Eukaryota, Viridiplantae, Streptophyta, Magnoliopsida, Asparagales, Orchidaceae. The annotation marks the transcript as partial. The transcript has a single exon. Gene Ontology annotation, molecular function: protein binding. The record is from RefSeq and is a predicted model, not a curated record.